Messenger RNA from Balaenoptera acutorostrata (minke whale), 387 nucleotides. RefSeq lists its product as uncharacterized. Gene Ontology annotation, cellular component: ciliary base. The coding region runs from base 1 to 387 and encodes 128 amino acids. The record is from RefSeq and is a predicted model, not a curated record. The transcript has 4 exons. Lineage: Eukaryota; Metazoa; Chordata; Mammalia; Artiodactyla; Balaenopteridae.
AUGAGGGGGGAGGAGGCGGUGACCGCGGUGGCGAGGCCCGAGGCGGGCCGCGACGGCGAGCAGUCUCGGCCGCCCGCAGGCCUGGGGUGCGGGGCGCGCGGGGAGACCGGAGGCCGCGGCUCCCAAGAGUCCCGGAAGCAGUGGAAGAAACUUUUAUAUUGUGAGCCACAUAAGAGAAUUAAGGAAGUACUGGAAGAAGAACUUUAUAUUAAGAGAGAUGAAUGCCACAUUAAACAUCCACCUGCAGUGGCCCUGGAAGGGAUUUGGAGCAUUAAAAGGAAUCUCCCUGUGGGAGGCUUGAAGCCAGGACUGCCGAGCAGAAACAGUUUACUGCCACAAGCCAAGUACUAUUCGAGGCACGGAGGGCUACAAACUUCAUCUCUGUAA